AAUUUAAAAUGGUGAAGCAACGUGACGAGUGAAACGCGUUUUGAGUGAAAAGACACAUCAUAUUUUAUUCCUUCUUGCAUUUACAAUUCAAAUUUUCUAAUUAAUACUACACAUUAAUCAUCUUUCUUAUCCGGAUCGGAAUUCACCGAAAAUGGAAGUGCGUUCGGGUACAACGAGCGAUACUUUAACGAGUACAGGUUAGAAACCGGUUGGCCACCGCUUGAAUAUGCCCGCAAAUACGUCGGACAUGGAUAUCGAUAAUCAGAGCGAAGACGGAGAAAUUAAGAAGAGUCCAUCGAAGGAUAUGGGUGAUUACAGCAGCUUUUCAGAAGAAGAAGGUGGCGACACAGCCGAUUCCUUGGAUAUUAAACCACCACAGGCGGUUGUGCGCCAUCAUAAAUCCAGCUCAUCUCGUCGAAGGGAGAAACAUAGUGACAGGAGAAAUCGUAGGGAUGAUAAAGAUCGCAAGUCACGUCAGCAUGAACGAGAAGAUAGACACAGGGACAAGCACAGACAUCGUAGGCAUGUGGGAGAGCCUUUGGAGAGACUCGAACGUUUUGAGAGCUCUAAGAGGAACCGCGAUAGAAUGGAGCGUUUAGACAGGAUGGAAAGUCAUUCCAGAGACAGAGAAUCCUCCAAACACGAUCGCAAGGAGAGAAGUACAGGAGAUCGUGUUUUAGAAGAUCUGAGGGAAAGAUCAAAACAUUUAUGUUCUAGACUGUUGGACAAGAGAAGGGAGAGACGGGAGGAUCCACGCGAUACUCGUGGUUAUAAGGUACGAUUAGAAGACCUGCGAGAAAUACGCGAAUCGCGCGAUCGGCGAGAAGUACGAAUAGAAGAACUUCGGGAGCGUCGCGAAAUGCAUACCAUGGAUGAGGGCUGCCAUGACGGCAGAGAACGUCGCGAAAUUCGUAUAGAGGAACAGAGGCACAUACGAGUAAUUAUGGACGAGCAGUUCUCAGAGAGCGAACUGAUCGAACGAUCCGAGAAACGUCGCAAGAGAUCUCACAAGCACGACAGAGUUCGCGAGAGGGACCAAGAGAAGAUGGAGCACAGGGAGAAGGAGCAUCGGGAAAAACAGUUGCGAGAAGCGAUGGAAAUCGUGACCGACGAAAUUAAUGAGAUGGAUAUGCAAAAUGAGAUCUUGAUGCAGGUUAAAGAUCCGAAAGAGAUGACAGAACAGGAGCUCAGAAAGGAGAGACUGUUGGAAGCUGACAGAGAAAUGGCCAGGCGAAAAGAAGUAUCUAGAUUGGAGUUGGAAGCGAGAAGAAUGAAGAGGGGUGAGAAACGGCCUAUGAGUCCAGACAACAAUCCAGAUCCUUCGAUUGUAGAGCUAUCUGACGAAAGCAUCAGUCCUCAUUCUGAAGGUGCACAAUCGAAAUCAGCCGAAUCUAGACACUCGUCCGAAGUAGAGAGGAGUCCGCACGAGAGGUCUUCGGAGCGACAUUCGUCCGACUCCUCAGAAUCGAGCAGUGAUGACGAUGACGAGUCGAACGAAUCGAAUAAAGGUUCCGGUAACGAUUCCAACGACGGCUCGGAGUACAACAAUCCAAGUCCAUUGUCCGUCGAUAGAUUGGCUAAAUCCGAUCAUUCGGACGGUGACUCUCCUGGCCAUGUCGAUUCCAGCAAUCUUUCGAAAAACAUAGAAGAGGAGGAAAAGAAAGAAGAAGAACCAGAGUUACCGCCAUAUCUGCCGGCUAUUCAAGGUUGUAGAAGCGUCGAAGAGUUCCAAUGUUUAAAUCGAAUCGAAGAAGGUACAUACGGAGUCGUAUAUAGAGCACGGGAUAAACGCACAGAUGAAAUAGUUGCGUUGAAACGAUUAAAAAUGGAAAAAGAGAAAGAAGGCUUUCCAAUUACGAGUCUAAGGGAAAUCAAUACUUUAUUGAAAUCGCAGCAUCCCAAUAUUGUCACCGUGCGAGAGAUAGUCGUUGGUAGUAACAUGGAUAAGAUAUUUAUUGUCAUGGAUUAUGUGGAGCACGAUUUAAAAUCCCUAAUAGAAACCAUGAAGCAGAAGAAACAAGUUUUUAUACCUGGAGAAGUUAAAUGUCUUAUGCAACAAUUAUUGCGCGCGGUCGCACAUCUACAUGAUAAUUGGAUAUUACAUCGAGACUUAAAGACAUCUAAUUUGCUAUUAAGUCACAGGGGUAUUUUGAAAGUUGGCGAUUUUGGCUUAGCUCGAGAAUAUGGCUCUCCCUUGAGGCAAUACACGCCGAUUGUCGUAACACUUUGGUACAGAGCUCCUGAAUUAUUGCUGUGUGACAAAGAAUAUGCUGGAUUAUACAGUACACCUAUAGACAUGUGGUCUGUAGGGUGUAUUUUCGCUGAGCUUCUAAGGAUGGAACCACUCUUCCCUGGAAAAUCGGAUAUAGAUCAGUUGAAUAAAAUAUUUAAGGAGUUGGGUACACCGAGUGAGAGAAUUUGGCCGGGAUACACUAAGUUACCUAUUGUACAAAAGAUCCCGUUCGCACAUUAUCCUGUAAAUAAUCUUAGGCAAAGAUUUAGUUUAUCGUUGUCCGAUUUAGGUGUCGAAUUACUGAACAAAUUCUUAACGUACGAUCCACGUCAACGUGUGACCGCCGAAGACGCCUUAAAUCAUGGUUACUUUACCGAAGCACCUUUGCCAAUCGAUCCGCAAAUGUUUCCCACGUGGCCUGCUAAAUCCGAGCAAGGAAGUAGAACCACGAACGCGUCUCCGAAGCCACCGAGCGGUGGCAGAGAGUAUAAACAAUUAGGCGACGGUGAUGAUGCCGAGUUGAGCAAUUCUGGUUUUCAUAUGGGCUUGAUGGAAGGUGGCAGAGUGCCGCCUGUUGGCGGCGGCUUUCAUUUGAAAUUUUAAUUGCGAAAGACAAUUUUGUAUUCUAACUUAUAACAAUAAAUUUUUCUAAAUAGAUUUACAUGAUAGAUUUAGUUAAAUAAUGAUAAAAAUAAAGAGGAAUAACAAGUUAUCUUUCAGAAAAAACAAUUCCGAAGCCUGCAUAUAUACCAUGUAUCUUUAUAUGCAAUAACCGCCACGACGAUAUUAAAUAUAUAUUUCUGAUUUUAAAUCGGAUUUUAAGUUCAAGUCAGUAAUAAAAAUCGCUGUUAAUGUACAUAUUUUAUUCCUAAUUUAAAUGAAAAAUGAAUCUGAAGAAUAUUCAUGUGAUUAACCCUCAGUACGCACCCAUAAAAAAAUCCCGAUUUACUCGGGUUGAAACUAACCCGGCGUCUUUAUUUACGUAUAUCUCUGGUUAAAAUGGACCAAUUUUAAAUCAUUUUUUUGUAAAUUGAUAAUCGAAGUUUGAAAAAAAGAAUUCCAGUUAAAAAGUCAAGAAAGUUAUAGCACAAAAGAUAUUUUACAAAAACUAAAAGUAAAUUGGUUAAAAACUUACAACUUUGAAAAUUCGUUCAAGUUACGCUAGCCCAGUGUGCGUAUUGAGGGUUAAGAUAUAGCGUUUUAUUUUUAUGAAACGAUGAUACUUACGAUUGUCUUUUGCAUCUGAUCAUGUAUGAUUAUAAUGGUAUGAAAUAUAUGUAUAUUUAUGAAUUAUUGUUUAUUGUUCCUGAAAUGACUAAUAAUGGAUAUACCUCACAAUAUUUCGAACUUUUCUUUUAUAAUAAGUCUUUCCUUUUAUAACAAAUCGAUCGACUUAUUAUGAAAAGGGAUCUCAAAUUUGGAACUUAGCAACCAUGAAUUGCUUUUAUAUAUAGAGUUAUGCGAUUUUUCACUAUUGAAUAAUAGGAAUAUCCGUUAUAAAAAUCAAAACAAUAGUAUUUGCGUGAUCAAGGUUUGUAAUGUAAUCCGCACUUUGCUAUCAUAAGUUAUGGA
Messenger RNA from Monomorium pharaonis (pharaoh ant), 3805 nucleotides. It is a transcript of the gene Pitslre, whose product is annotated as cyclin-dependent kinase 11B. The transcript has 7 exons. Gene Ontology annotation, cellular component: nucleus. Lineage: Eukaryota; Metazoa; Arthropoda; Insecta; Hymenoptera; Formicidae. The record is from RefSeq and is a predicted model, not a curated record. Bases 227 to 2836 code for a protein of 869 amino acids. Gene Ontology annotation, molecular function: ATP binding; cyclin-dependent protein serine/threonine kinase activity. Gene Ontology annotation, biological process: regulation of mitotic cell cycle; protein phosphorylation.